AUAUUGGGAUUGUACAAGGACUAUCCAUACAUUUCACCCUCUCCAGCCCCCUUCUUUCUCUACCUUGGCUACGGGGGAAACGAAGCCACCACCACCACCGCUACAAUGCAGGCGCUGCUGCUUCUGCAGCCGCGCUCCGCCGCCGCGUUUCACCCUCCUCUCCCCCGCCGCGGCCGCAAAACCCUGACCCUAACCCUAACCCUAACCCUAAUCCCAAGCACUACCUCCCCCACCGCCACCGCCACCGCCACCGCUCUCUCCCACUUCCCCCCUUCUCCCUCACCAUCCCAGCUCCUCGCCCUAAUCACUGCUAGGAAUCGGAAUCGCAGCAGGAGUUGGAAUCGGACGCCCCCGCAUGCCGCCGCGGCGAGUUCGCCCGCCGCCGACGACGAAUCGGAGAGGGCUAAACUCGCGCAGGUUUCGAAAAGACUAGAGAAUACAUCCCGAUACUUUAAACGGUUGGGUAGCCUUGGGUUCUGGGGACAGCUGGUGUGCACAGUUGUAUCUGCUGUGAUAUUAUCGUUCUCUACACUUGUUACUGGCAAGGUCACAUCACCAAUCACAUUUUACACCACUGCUGGCAGUAUUGCUGCUGCAUUUGUGUCAGUCUUCUGGUCGUUUGGUUACAUCCGUCUCUCUGAAAGGCUUAAAAGAACGGCCAAUGAGCCUGCCAAGGCCCCUCCACGUGCUGAUGUGGUUAAAAGUCUGAAGAAUGGUAUAGUGGUUAAUCUUCUCGGAAUGGGCGCUGCAGUUCUUGGCAUGCAAGCAACCGUUGGGUUAUUGGUUGCAAAAGCCCUUACUACCUCAGCAGUUCCAUACUAUCAGGGGAUACCCCCUGGUCGGAGUCCUGUGUUGGCGUUAGAUGUUUUCUUAGUACAGGCUUCAGCCAAUACCAUCCUUUCGCAUUUUCUGGGGCUUGUUUGCUCGUUGGAACUGCUGAGAUCAGUAACCCUGCCAGCGCCAGAAGCUGUUGCCAUCCCUAAAGCUGUGUAAACUCUUUUGGGUCAGUAAAUUUUGUGUUGCCGUGCUCUAGUUCCGCUUUCUUUUUAAAUAUUUUAUGAAAAUCAGCUUUUGAAUUACCUUGUUCUUUGUAUGUACAAUAUCUAAAACUUCCUCGAGUAGUUAUGUUUGAUGUGCACCAUAUGCUUAUAUUAAUAUUUCUCUCUGGGCCUUCGAAGUGCAUACUA
Molecule: messenger RNA, 1187 nt
Organism: Ananas comosus (pineapple)
Lineage: Eukaryota; Viridiplantae; Streptophyta; Magnoliopsida; Poales; Bromeliaceae
Product: protein TIC 21, chloroplastic
Exons: 4
Coding region: 106-993 (295 amino acids)
Source: RefSeq, a predicted model, not a curated record